Messenger RNA from Chlamydomonas reinhardtii, 626 nucleotides. RefSeq lists its product as uncharacterized. The record is from RefSeq and is a predicted model, not a curated record. Lineage: Eukaryota; Viridiplantae; Chlorophyta; Chlorophyceae; Chlamydomonadales; Chlamydomonadaceae. The transcript has a single exon. Bases 107 to 271 code for a protein of 54 amino acids.
AAACUGUAUCUACGGCCGCGUGUCCUGCUGGCACCAUGGGGGCACACCAAGAUAGCCCUAGGGCAGCCUUCUACUAGGGGAGUCAUUACGUGGGUGGGUGAGCGUGAUGAGCGUGGGAGAGGGCGCUGGGGUUUCGCGUGGGGAUGGGCCACGUUUUGCCAUGGGAGCCAUUUCAGCUGAAAAAGCACUGGCACUGUGGAAUAUUUUGCUGUGCCGGAGCCGAAACGUGCGUGGGCUGGGGGCAACAGCAACCUCACCCUGCACGCUGUGACAGCGGCACAUGCGGUGCGGCGGAAUAUUUUGCUGUGCCGGAGCCGAAACAUGGGCUGGGGGCAACAGCAACCUCACCCCGCAUGCUGUAACAGGGGCACAUCCCGUGCGGGGGAAUAUUUUCUGUACCGCACCCGCAUUUGGCCCGCUGCAACAGGACAAGCUUGUUCGCCAUUGCACCAGAUGCCCAGUACCAGCCAUGUGUACCAAGCUGUGUGUUUGUGUAUGUGGAGUUUCUGUUUUGAGAUGGAUGCACGGCACGAAUGGGGGAUUGAGAGAUUGCUGACACGGCCUGGCUUGACACGAACCGUGCAUAGGUCGGGGGCGGAGCCCCCGGAAAAUUUUUGGGACGAAAG